AUGGGAGAAGGUGAUAUUGAUGUUUGUGAAGUUGAAACAUGUCCACAACAAGACUUAAAUCAAUUUUUUAGUGACUUUGAACAACUAGCACUUUUUAGGGACGAUGAAGAUGAUGACUUAUUAAAUGAGGACAACUAUAUUCCUAGACCCAAGAGGAUUAGGAACUUGCUAAAGUCAGUUCCAAAUGAAGAUGGAGUUAGUAAAAAUCUUAAGGUCAAGGUUAAGGAUGCUCACAACUUGCCAAAUGGAUUACGUGUGGUCGUGAAUUAUGAUGAUAAAUAUCAACCAAUUGGAGAAGCAUCUGGUUUUCUUGCUGGAGUGUGUGGGCAGCUAGCAACAAAUUGUAUAUUGUUCCCUAUAAGUUUUGAAAGGUGGUCAUCUAUGACAGAUACUUACAAGGACAAAGUGUGGGAAAGUCUAAAGAUAAAUGGGGACUUGGCAAAAAGAGAUGUUAAGUCUAGAAUUGGAAAACUAUGGAGGGAGUACAGAUGGAAGCUGUGGAAUGAGUUUUAUGACCCCCUUCUUAGUAGAAAUGAUCUCAUCAAGAAUGUUCCCGAUGAGAUUACCAUGGAUCAAUGGGCUCUGUUUGUUGAUUAUCGUCUCAAGCCUUCAACAAUGGUAAACAAAUUGUAA
Messenger RNA from Vigna unguiculata (cowpea), 633 nucleotides. RefSeq lists its product as uncharacterized. The record is from RefSeq and is a predicted model, not a curated record. Lineage: Eukaryota; Viridiplantae; Streptophyta; Magnoliopsida; Fabales; Fabaceae.